AUGUCGAUGCGGCCCAAGAAGAAAUCGAGGUCGAAGUUCUUUGGCCUUCUAGAAGUCUUGUGCUAUGAUGCGCCUUCUCCAGCAGGGCUCACCUCUGGCCACGCUGCAGGAAUGCUGAAAACCCACUGCGCAGAAAGGCUCUGCCAGUUCACGUCGCCGCGCUUGGGGAAAGAAGCCCCGCCGGGUCCGCCUUGCCGCCCGCGGGGCUGGAGAAAGCCUUUUCGGUGGGAUUCCCGCCUGCUCCAGAACCCUGGACGGGCCAGAAGGGUCCUCCCCCGUGACCAGCUCUCCGCACACACACACACAGACACCCAGCGGGCUGUGGAGAUCUUAGCCCGGUACCAGCGCUUCUUGCGGCCCCCAGUAGAGCAGCCCCUGCAAGCCUCCCUUGAGAAGGUGCUGAGCCUCUUUCGGAGCGAACUCUUCCAGGCACUGCUGGAUAUCCAGGAGUGCUAUGAGUUAAGCCUGCUCUCUGCCUGCAAGCAGGAUGGGACCACAGGUCCAGGGGAUGGCAGUCCACCUCCGUGCCGGGACGGCGCUGUUACAAAGGGCUACCUGGAGAGACACGGCCAGGACAGAAAGGCUCAGCAGGGGACGCUUCGGGGACAAGCAGCUGGGGACCCGGACUCCGCGCGACCCCCCCGGCUGGUGAAAGUGACCGAGAGCAGAACCGAGUUGCCGGCACACGUACGCAGCCUGGUGGUCGGUGUGCGCAGCUCUUUGCCCAAGCAGGAAGAACUUUCAAGUGAUAGCUUGGACCCCUUCCACACCCCUGACCGUGGGUUGUGACCCCCGAGAACUUGCCCAGAUUUGGGUUUGGCACCUGAACUGAAAGAGGGGCCCCGAUGGUAGGAGGAGAGACAGGCAAGGAGACCGACCCGCUUUGUCUGCAAUGGGGGAAUGAGGGAGGCUGUGGGUGCUGGAGAGGUUGCCGACUGAUCCCGCCCUCCUGCCCUGGCUCCGAUCCGUCCUUUAAUUUGUCUGCUCUUGAGGAGAAGUGGGGUGGUGGCAGUGUUCUAUUCUUCUUCUGCUUUGCUUGUGACAAUUCAGUUGUUUAGUAGCAGAAACACACAUGAUCUGUGGGAAAUGUUGCAACUCCCAGGGACAGAGACUGUGUGGAACUGUAGCCGGGCUCCGUUUUGGAGAGCCUCGUUCAGGAGAUGGGCAUGGAUUG
Molecule: messenger RNA, 1174 nt
Organism: Pogona vitticeps (central bearded dragon)
Lineage: Eukaryota; Metazoa; Chordata; Lepidosauria; Squamata; Agamidae
Source: RefSeq, a predicted model, not a curated record